CCGGCCCUGCAUCCGUGUCCCGCAGCCUCGAGGCAGCGCGAAGUGGCGGCCGUGCGAGCCAAGUUCCCCAACAAGCUGCCCGUGAUCCUGGAGCGCUACCCCAGGGAGAAGGCGCUGCCCGUCCUGGACAGGACCAAGUUCCUGGUGCCGCAGGAGCUGACCAUGGGGCAGUUCGUGGCCAUCAUCCGGAACCGCAUGGCGCUGAGCGCUGCCCAGUCCUUCUACUUCCUGGUGGAAGGCAACCGGAGCCUGAUCAGCGCCUCCCUCACCAUGGCCGAGGUGUACGCCCGGAGCCGGGACCCCGACGGCUUCCUCUACAUGACCUACGCCUCGCAGGAAGUCUUUGGCGGAGCAGGGCCGCGGCUCGGGCGCCCGAGUCCAGCCGGAGCCGCAUAGACACUUCGAGGAUCCUGCUUGGUGCUGUGCCAGGCUGGAGUGACUCUGGAGCAGGCUGCCCAUGUGGACGGUUCUUAGAUGUUCCCAUGG
This is a messenger RNA of Alligator sinensis (Chinese alligator), 486 nucleotides long. RefSeq names its product microtubule-associated proteins 1A/1B light chain 3C-like. Gene Ontology annotation, molecular function: ubiquitin protein ligase binding. Gene Ontology annotation, cellular component: cytosol; autophagosome; autophagosome membrane. The record is from RefSeq and is a predicted model, not a curated record. Gene Ontology annotation, biological process: autophagosome assembly; cellular response to nitrogen starvation; macroautophagy. NCBI's taxonomy places the organism in Eukaryota, Metazoa, Chordata, Crocodylia, Alligatoridae. The transcript has 4 exons. The annotation marks the transcript as partial.